Pyricularia oryzae 70-15 is the source of this 1777-nucleotide messenger RNA. RefSeq lists its product as uncharacterized. The coding region runs from base 318 to 1679 and encodes 453 amino acids. Lineage: Eukaryota; Fungi; Ascomycota; Sordariomycetes; Magnaporthales; Pyriculariaceae. The transcript is spliced from 3 exons. The record is from RefSeq and is a predicted model, not a curated record.
AGUAAAAAAAGGUUUUUUUAUCUGUCCAAGAGCUAGAAGAGACGCCGUCACCCACGUCCAGUUGCAAUAACCCAAGACCCUUCUCCAUCCUUGAAUCACCCCUCAUUCUCGUGUUGCGAGGGCUCAGGGCCCAUGGAGAGAUCGUUAUCACCGAUGGAAUAUAGGAUUACUCUUUCAGCUCUGAUCCCCUGGCAAGGAAGCUGCGGUAUACAAACGCAAGACCGGUGUCGAGACCAGAGACCAAACUGAGUCACGAUACAUCAGUUAAAAAGACAGAAAAAGAAAAAAAAGAAAAGAAAAGAAAUCCUCGCCCUGGCAUGGCGGAAAGCCCAUCCAAGCUCCCGGGUUUGCCGGGCUUCCACCGGGAGACCAUUCAGCCCUGGAUCGUGGCCGUCGAGGUCACGGUGAAUCUGCUGGCCCUGGUAUCGGUCGGGCUGCGCCUGCUCAGCCGGCGCAUCAAAAGCCAACGGCUCUGGUGGGACGACUACACCAUCAUGUUUAGCAUGGUGUGGAACUUCAUGGUCGUCGGCUUCGCGUUUGCCAUGUACAGCAACGGCAUGGGUCUCCACGCCGACAAGGUGCCCAUGAACAACAUCGUCAUGAUGGCCAAGUGGCUCGUGGUGGCUGAGAUCUUUUAUGCGUGGAACCUUGUCUGGACAAAGCUCAGCCUCCUGCUCAUGUACAUUCGUAUCUUCCAGACCAGCCUCAUCCGGCGCAUCUGCAUCGGCAUUGGCAUCUUGGUCGUCUGCUGGGGCUUCACCAUCAUGUUCAUCUUCAUUUUCAUCUGCGUCCCCGUCAACAAGCUGUGGUACCCGGAUAUCCCCGGCCACUGCAUCAACCAGGUCGCCACCUGGAUCGCCAACGCCGCCUCCACCAUCUUGACCGACAUCGCCAUCUUGGUCAUCCCCUUUACUCAGAUCUGGAAUCUGCAGCUGCGGCGGAUAGACAAGAUUGGCUUGACGUUUGCCUUUGGGUUAGGUUUCUUCGUCGUCUUUGCAUCAAGCUACCGUACCACGGUCCUCUUCACCUACAGCAACCAGGAUCCGACAUACACCCUAGCACCGACGGUGGGCUGGACGGCCAUCGAGGUGUCGGCCGGCAUAAUCUCCGCCUGCCUGCCGACCAUGCGCCCCUCCCUGCAGUAUUUCGGCCGCAAGUGCGGCAUCAAGCGCAGCAUCUUUGGCAGCUCCGACGACCAAGACUCGGACCGUUCCAAUCUGCAGAACCUGGGAUCGGCCAACGGCGCACCGCUCACUAUCGGCGGGGGCGCCAUGUAUCCGAGCCAAAAGCCAGCAGAAACUCGAACCAAGCCGCGGUCGACGACCAUCUCGUCGCGGCACGAGCUCUUUGACGGCAAGACCGGCGUGGUCGGCAGCAUCAAUGCGCGAAUCAGCAGCGCCAGCAGCGGGAUCGACGAAAGGCUGCACGGUCAUGACGACGACCGAGCGGCGGCGGUGUCUUUGCAGAGCCCGCCCGACGCCGAUCUUCGGCCCGACGUACGAGGCGUCAUGUACAGGGUGUCGAGUUAUACGUCCAACGGCGGGAACGGGGAGUUUGAAAGGAAAGGAAGUGAAGUGGAGAGUGAGAUACCACCGAAUGGGAUCAUGGUGCAAAAAGAUAUAACUCAAUCAUCCUCGAGGAUCGCACCCCACGACGACGACGGUAGUGGAAGAAGGUGAUGAAACAGUUAGUGUUUAUAUGUCUAUAGUCGGAAAAAAGUAUCUGUAUAUUUGUACAAUCUGUCACCACCAAAACACAUCUUGAUAAAUGAUACCGC